Molecule: messenger RNA, 1174 nt
Organism: Drosophila guanche
Lineage: Eukaryota; Metazoa; Arthropoda; Insecta; Diptera; Drosophilidae
Gene: Phyhd1
Product: phytanoyl-CoA dioxygenase domain-containing protein 1 homolog
Exons: 3
Coding region: 179-1045 (288 amino acids)
Source: RefSeq, a predicted model, not a curated record
UUCAGUUUUUAAAGACCCGCGAACCGUGAAACAGUGCAAACCGUUGCUCGUUCCGUUUAUAGAUCAUCCAUUGUUGAUCGAUUGAAAGAAAACAAGAGUUUGAAAGUUGUGCGAUCUUUCAGUUGAAAAUAAAAGUAAAACCCAUUGAUUAAUCGACACACACAUACACGCAAACAAGAUGCACAGCAAAUUGUUGGACGAGCUGAACGAGAAUGGCUACGUUGUCAUCGAGGACUUUCUCACCGGAGAGGAGGUGGACUCCCUGUACCAGGCUGGACGGACCUUGUGCCUGGAUGCCCCACAAACAAAUCGGAAGAUCUUCAGCACCAUCAAGGCCGAGGAUGCACACAGCAAGGAGCUGUACUUCAUGGAUUCGGGCGACAAGGUGCGCUACUUCUUCGAGAAGGGAGCUGUCGGUGAGGAGGGGCAGCUGCUGGUGGACCCCAUGAUUGCGCUGAACAAAGUGGGACACGCUCUGCACGUGGAGCAUCCCACCUUCAAUUCGAUCACAUUCAGCAACCGCGUGCGGGAGAUCUGUUGGCAGUUGAACUACAAUCGCCCGGCCGUGUGCCAGAGCAUGUACAUUUACAAGAAUCCCGGCAUCGGGGGCGAGGUGAUUCCCCAUCAGGACUCCUGGUAUCUGCACACAGAGCCCAACUCUGCGGUGGGCUUCUGGAUGGCGCUCGAAGAUUGCACGCUGCACAACGGUUGCCUGCAGUUCAUCAAGGGCUCCCACAAGAGCGGCGUUCAUCGGCGCUAUAUGCGCAAUCCCGACACCAAUGCCACCGAGCUGAUGGUCUACGAUCGUGCUGCUCCAAUCUAUCCGCAGUCCAGCUUUGCACCCAUUCAAGUCAGCAAAGGCACCUGCAUCCUCAUCCACGGCAAUGUGGUGCACAAGAGCGAACAGAAUCGUUCACAGAAGAGCCGCCAUGCCUACACGUUCCACGUGAUCGAGACUGAGAAUAAUGUGAAGUAUUCGGAGGAUAACUGGCUGCAGGCCCCGCAGGACAAGCCCUUCCCCGUGCUGUUCGAGCGCAAGGCCUAAGGAACUGAUCGUGAUGUGGUAUUCUUUGCAUAUAAGUCCUCUAGUGAAUCCAUAAGUUUUGUUUACAUGCCAAAAUGUAUGAAAUAAUCGUAAAUUUAAUGAAUAAAUGCAGUAUAUUUUGAAUUUGAA